AUGGACAAGCAGGCAGCUCCGAGCCCGCACGGUGAACAGAGGCAGUUUCCCUUUUGUUUCACGGCCUCUGCGGCCCGAAGGCCCGCGCCCAGCACACCGACGUCUGAGCCAGCCGCCCGCGCCGCCUCCCCUCCCUACACCCCUUUAGGCGGGGGUGCGCGGAGCCCGGGGACGCAGCACGAUCGGCGCGGAGCCGCAGGCGGCCGGCCGGGCUCUGCCUGCCUCACCGCAGCACCUCCUUGCUCCGCUCCGCUCGGCUCUGCUGGGCUCGGGCGCUCCCUCCUAGCGCCGCCGCUCGCACUCGCCCCGCCCAGUGCUCGCUCGCCCCGCCUCGCCCCGCCCCUUGAGCCGGGACUCGAGGCCCGGAGGUGCUCGGGCCGAGCUGUCAAAGGCCGAGGCAAAUCGGCGGCGGCUGGCGCGCUUGCAACUGCGGGCGGUCCGGACGAACCGAGGGGGGAGGGAAGGGGCGCGUCUGCAGCCGAGCUCGAGUGGAUGGCUGAUCGGUGGUUUCGCGGGAUCCACUGCUACCGGCUGGAAAACAGAGGACCGCACGUGAGCGUCCCCCCCUCCGGCUGGCGGCACGGUAGUGCGGUCUCCGCCUCGCCCGGCAUAAGGCAAGCGAGAAGGGACGCACUUCUCCUGGCUCGCAAAGCGAGGCAGAGAGCUCGGACCUUUGGUUUUCUGGGACAGAGGCCUGCCGGAAUCUCCCGAGAGGCUGAGAGCGAGCGUCGGGCCUAA
This is a messenger RNA of Aethalodelphis obliquidens (Pacific white-sided dolphin), 738 nucleotides long. RefSeq names its product homeobox protein goosecoid-2-like. The transcript is spliced from 3 exons. Lineage: Eukaryota; Metazoa; Chordata; Mammalia; Artiodactyla; Delphinidae. Bases 1 to 738 code for a protein of 245 amino acids. The record is from RefSeq and is a predicted model, not a curated record.